UUUGGAAGGAGGAGGAGGAAGAGGAGGAGGAGAAGGUGGAGGAGUGGGAGGUUGAAGAGGAAGAGGAGGUUCCUCUGAGGCCACAGCCCCCGAGAGCCACGGGCAGCCCUGUGAUCCCCGGCGUGCUGAUGGGUCCGGACACACAGAAGGGUCUACCAACCUGCCUUCUCUGUACCUGCAUGGGGGGCUCAGUCUACUGCGAUGAUGUGAAGCUGGAGACAGUCCCGCCCCUGCCCAAAGAGACCACUCACUUCUACGCUCGCUUCAACAAAAUUACCAAGAUCAACAAGGAGGACUUUGCUCACAUGAACAAGCUGAAGAGGAUCGAUCUGACCAGUAACCAGGUCUCCCAGAUCGACAGGGAUGCCCUUGUCAAGCUGCCCGCCCUGGAGGAGCUGCUGGUGAGGGAGAACAGCUUGGCACAGCUGCCACCGCUGCCCGCCACCAUGACCCUCCUCGAUGCCAGCCACAACAGGCUGGGAAGCAGAAGCAUCCAGAGAGAGGCUUUCAAGGAUAUGACCAACCUGCUGUACCUCUACCUGACCGACAAUGAGAUAGACCACAUUCCCUUGCCGCUGCCGCACAGUCUGCGCUCCCUUCACUUGCAGAACAACAACAUCCAGAUUAUACACGAGGAUACUUUCUGCAACUCACAUGAUCCCAAAUAUAUUCGCAACGCGCUGGAGGAUAUCCGACUGGAUGGCAACCCAGUCAACUUGAGCAAGACCCCACAGGCCUAUGUCUGCCUGCCCCGUGUACCCAUCGGGGACCUAAUCUAAAUACACACACACACACACACACAUACACACACACACACACACACACACACACACA
Anguilla anguilla (European eel) is the source of this 834-nucleotide messenger RNA. It is a transcript of the gene epyc, whose product is annotated as epiphycan. The coding region runs from base 129 to 779 and encodes 216 amino acids. The record is from RefSeq and is a predicted model, not a curated record. NCBI's taxonomy places the organism in Eukaryota, Metazoa, Chordata, Actinopteri, Anguilliformes, Anguillidae. Gene Ontology annotation, molecular function: protein binding. The transcript has 5 exons.